Ricinus communis (castor bean) is the source of this 1958-nucleotide messenger RNA. Its product is annotated as probable L-gulonolactone oxidase 6. The transcript has 4 exons. The record is from RefSeq and is a predicted model, not a curated record. NCBI's taxonomy places the organism in Eukaryota, Viridiplantae, Streptophyta, Magnoliopsida, Malpighiales, Euphorbiaceae. Bases 56 to 1795 code for a protein of 579 amino acids. Gene Ontology annotation, cellular component: membrane. Gene Ontology annotation, molecular function: D-arabinono-1,4-lactone oxidase activity; FAD binding.
UACUAAUAGGAUUAGCAACAAAAGUUUACAGACCAACCACCCUCAUUGUCCAAUAAUGGGUACAUUCCGGCUACUUCUCCGGUUAACUUGCCUGUUUCUGUUAUUCUUUAUAGUUAUUUCUACCCCUCCAGAAGAUCCUAUAGAAUGCACUUCAAGAAACACAAACUGCACCAUUACAAACUCUUAUGGUACUUUUCCUGAUCGAAGUAUUUGCCAAGCAGCAAACGUAGCCUAUCCCACAACAGAAGAAGAGUUGAUUUCAGUGGUAGCAAAUGCAACCAAGGCAAAAAGGAAAAUGAAAGUGGCAACUCGAUACUCUCAUAGCAUCCCUAAGUUAGUCUGCCCGGAUGGUAAAGAUGGGUUACUUAUAAGCACUAAAAACCUGAACCAUGUAUUAUCAAUCGACGUUCAAUCAAUGACCAUGACCGUAGAGAGCGGCGUAACACUAAGGCAGAUAAUUGAUGAGGGAGCUAAUGCUGGACUUGCAUUGCCUUAUGCACCCUACUGGUGGGGGUUAACCAUUGGUGGUCUACUAGGCACGGGUGCUCACGGAAGUACGCUGUGGGGAAUAGGGAGUUCAGUGCAUGAUUACGUGGUGGGGCUAACCAUUGUUAGCCCAGGAGGACCUGAAAAUGGCUAUGCUAAUGUCAGGAUACUUGACGAAAAGAACAGUGAAUUUAAUGCUGCCAAGGUUUCGCUUGGCGUUCUUGGAGUUAUUUCAAAGGUUACGUUGAAACUGCAACCACUCUUCAAGCGAUCCAUCACCUAUGUGGCGAAGGAUGACACAGACCUGGGAGAUCAAGCCACAAGCUUUGGCCUGCAACAUGAAUUUGCAGACAUAACAUGGUACCCUACUCAGAGUAAGGCUAUUUAUCGAAUUGAUGAUCGCAUUUCCUCUAACACAUCAGGCAAUGGUCUAUAUGACUUCAUACCGUUCCGCUCUACACUUUCACUUGGACUCUCAGUCAUUAGAGCCACAGAGGAAAAUCAAGAAGCUUUAGGUGAUGUUGAAGGCAGGUGUAUUAGUGCAAGACUAACUACUGGUACACUCCUGACAGCAGCUUAUGGGUUAACAAACAGAGGUAUUUUAUUUACUGGGUAUCCUGUAAUUGGAUUUCACAAUCGCCUCCAAUCAUCAGGGACCUGUCUUGAUAGUCGUGAAGAUGCACUCAUAACAGCCUGUCCAUGGGAUUCAAGAAUAAAGGGCGAGUAUUUUCACCAAACAACAUUCAGCAUUUCCCUGUCAAACGUGAAAAGCUUUAUCCAAGACGUGCAACAGCUAGUCAAACUGGAGCCUAAAGGUUUGUGCACUGUAGAACAAUACAACGGUAUCCUUAUGAGAUAUGUUAAGGCAUCAACUGCAUACUUAGGAAAGCAAGAAGAUGCAAUAGACUUCGAUAUCACAUACUAUAGAAGUAAAGACCCACUGACUCCUAGAAUGUUUGAAGAUAUACUUGAAGAAAUAGAACAGAUCGCAGUGUUCAAGUAUGGAGCUUUGCCACACUGGGGAAAGAACAGGAAUGCAGCUUUCAGUGGAGCUAUCACAAGGUACAAGAAUGCUGGGGAGUUUUUAAGGGUUAAGCAGAUGUAUGAUCCAACUGGGUUGUUUUCUAGUGAGUGGACAGACCAGGUUCUUGGAUUAAAGGAAGGGUUGAUUAUAGUUAAGGAGGGAUGUGCGCUGGAAGGACUGUGUAUAUGCUCGGAGGACAGUCAUUGUGCCCCGAAAAAGGGAUAUCUAUGCAGACCUGGUAAGGUUUACCAGAAUGCCAGGGUUUGUACCCUUGUCACUACAUAGUAAUUACUUGUGAUCCAAAUAGUGAAGGCUCACAAAGAAAAAGGGUAUUCUUCUAUGUUGCAUUAUGUAUGUAUGUAUUAGUAGUCCAUUCUCAUAUAUGUAUAAUUAGUAUAAUGCAUCCUUUGGUGUUACAUUAUUUAUGUAUCAGUUGUGUAUUUUAUUC